GUGAACGCGCCGCCCCCACCACGAUGCACUGUGGAAAUUGAGUGUUGGAAUGCCCCGAGUCUGCAAUUUUCCAUGCUCUUAUCGAUAAGCCACGAUCAUCUGGGGACUGCUGAAUAAUCACAAAACAACGUCAGUCGGGCUGAAGUCUUUGGGCACGCCACAUUGCGCAAGACUGACUUUCUGUCGCCAACAUUAGCAUCAGCGCGCCGUCGAGAUGCCGCCUCAAAUCAAGCAAGAUCUGAAUCGCUCAGGAUGGGAGUCGACCGACUUUCCAUCCGUGUGUGAAAACUGUCUACCAGACAACCCCUACGUGAAGAUGUUGAAGGAGGACUAUGGCGCAGAAUGCAAACUGUGCACACGACCAUUCACAGUCUUCGGGUGGAACGCAACGCGGUCCGCCGGUCGCAAGCAACGAACCAAUAUCUGCCUGACAUGCGCCCGCCUUAAGAACUGCUGCCAGUGCUGCAUGCUCGACCUCUCCUUCGGCCUUCCCAUUGCCAUCCGUGACGCAGCUCUCAAGAUGGUCGCGCCAGGCCCACAGUCCGAAAUUAACCGCGAAUACUUUGCCCAAAACAACGAGAAGCUUAUCGAAGACGGCCAAGGAACGGAGGAAUACGAAAAGACCGAUGAUAAGGCACGAGAACUAUUACGGAAGCUGGCCCAGAGCAAGCCGUAUUUCAAAAAGGGACGCGCCGUGGACGAGGCCGACAUUGCUGCCGAGAGGAGCGGUGAUGUUGCUGUGGGGGCGGGCAUGGGUGGACCAGGUCCGAUCCGAACACGAGACAGCCGCGCAGCUGCAGCCGCGGGUGCGAAGACGACCAUGUCGGGGAGGAGUCGACAAGCGUUCCCCAGCGCGGCGCAGCUCCCUCCGACGCCUCGCGAUUACAUGCCCCCGUCCGAUCCCAAGAUCAUGUCGCUGUUCGUCACGGGUGUGGAGGACGACUUGCCGGAGCACAAGAUCCGAGACUUCUUCAAGGCCUUUGGCAAGAUCAAGAGUUUGGUCUGUUCGCACAUGUCGCAUUGCGCAUUCAUCAACUACGAGACGCGUGAAGCAGCCGAGAAGGCGGCGGCAGCGUGUCAGGGACGGGCCGUUAUUGCUGGGUGCCCUCUCCGAAUACGAUGGGGCCAGCCCAAGGCCAUUGGCAACAUGGAUAAGCAGGAGCGCGCCCAGAUGCUCGGUGAUGCGAGGGUACAGUCCAGGGCAAGGCAGGGGGGCCAACAGAAAACGAUUGAGGGAGGGUCAUCGUCGUCACAGGCGAAUCCUAUCCCGAGUACGGUGGCCGCGCCGCCGGGCGCAGAAGAUACACCGCAAUAUGCGAGCCUGGCUGGAGACUAGGCCGCAACAGAGUGAAGCAUGGCGCAGGGCGUUUGGGUUACAUAGAGAAUUUGGAGCAUGGCAACGUUUGGCCUCUGUAAUACAGGAUG
Molecule: messenger RNA, 1425 nt
Organism: Emericellopsis atlantica
Lineage: Eukaryota; Fungi; Ascomycota; Sordariomycetes; Hypocreales; Bionectriaceae
Product: pre-mRNA splicing factor slt11
Exons: 2
Coding region: 215-1336 (373 amino acids)
Cellular component (GO): U2-type catalytic step 2 spliceosome; Prp19 complex; U2-type catalytic step 1 spliceosome
Molecular function (GO): pre-mRNA binding; U6 snRNA binding
Source: RefSeq, a predicted model, not a curated record